UUUCGUUUGUUUUCGGUUUUCGGUCAUCGAGUACAUCAGGAUCAGCAACGGCAGUGACCUCAUUCCGUUUUUUGACCAUAAUAAUUUAUUGUAAGCACUAGCUAAACUCGGCCUAUAGACGAUUAAAACCAUGGGAACGGAUGAUAUCACCAAAAGUGAAAAGAUUCGCGAUGGGUUCCAGAUUAAUUGGCUGAUUCUUCGGGAUGCCGAUACCGGUAGGAUCAUAUGGCAAGAGAAUAAGGAUUUCUCCAGUUCGGAUGUCGAGCAUGAGGCCCGAGUACCGAUAAAAAUUCUCGAUCUAAGGGCAGUGUCGAGGGAAAUCAAUUUCAGCACGGUGGAAUCGAUGGAAAACUUUCGAUUGGAUCAGAAGGUUCUUUUCAAAGGGCGCAUCAUGGAGGAAUGGUUCUUUGAGAUGGGCUGGGUCAGUCCCAACACUACCAACACAUGGCAAUCAACGAUCGAAGCUGCUCCGGAGUCGCAAAUGAUGCCGGCCAAGGUCCUGAACGGUAAUGUUACCAUCGAAACGAGCUUCUUCGAUGGUGAAACACUGAUCAGCAAAUCGGUGGUGCGGUUGUAUUACGUCUAGGCAUGUAAUCGUGAUGUAAUGGUCAUCUAGUCGCAAGGUAUGUGCAUUUAAUCUGUAGACUUGGACAGAACAAUCCAACAAUGCGACAACAUUCUUACUAGGCGAGAAUAUUAUUAGGUUUUGCGCGCACUUUUGCUUUUAUCGGUAUCAUUUUCGACCACAACUAAGUGUUCUAAAAAUAAGUAAUUGUAAUUGUAAUUUAUUUGUCACACGGUAACCUGUUAGCUAAACCUAUGCUAUACAUUGGGUCAAGGAAUCUACUGUAGUGAUAUUAUUUAGUUACAUAAAAUUGAGAAACAACCAAUUUAGUUCAGAUUGUUUAAAUAAGUAAUCUUGAAAAAAUUUAACAAGCAUUUAAGAUCAAGGUAUUAAUCGCAACACCAUUUUAGAAAGUUACAGUAAACUGACUAGAAGCUGAACGCCCUCAUUGACUACCGAAUAAAUAAUUAGGUAACCCUAAGGAAUCAUGUUUUACGUAAGUUGUAUAUAGAAAUAAUG
Molecule: messenger RNA, 1084 nt
Organism: Topomyia yanbarensis
Lineage: Eukaryota; Metazoa; Arthropoda; Insecta; Diptera; Culicidae
Gene: PrBP
Product: probable cGMP 3',5'-cyclic phosphodiesterase subunit delta
Exons: 3
Coding region: 131-586 (151 amino acids)
Biological process (GO): sensory perception of light stimulus
Cellular component (GO): cytoplasm
Source: RefSeq, a predicted model, not a curated record